UUGUUGGUUGUUCACGUAGAAAUGGUGGAAGAGCAAAAGCGUUAACGUAGACAUUGUGGAAGAGCAAAAGCUAAUCAGUUGUUUUUUUUUAUUUAGGUAAUUAGUUGGUGGUUCACGUAGGAAUUGUGGAAGAGCAAAAGCUAAUCAGUUGUUUGUUACGUACCCCCAUGUUCGCGAGUUUCUCUAAGGUUUCGACCUCAUUAUCUCCGCCAUGAAAACAAGCCGGCGUAAGCCUCACCUCUCCGGAGAACUUUCCUCAACUACUGGACGUAAUACGCGACCGAAGACCUCAGAGGAUGGAAGAGGCAACGCAUUACCGAUCCCAACUGAUCUCAUCAUCGAGAUAUUCACGAGGUUGCCAUUGAAGUCAAUAGCUAUAUGUCGGUGUGUUUCGAAGACAUGGUCCUCCCUACUUCGCCGUUCAGAUUUCACGGAGUUGUUCUUGAGCUUGAGCAAGUCCUGUACUCUCUCCAGGCUCUUGCUCGCCUACCAAAAAGGCCGUGACUUGUUCUUCUUCUCGGCACCUCAGCCGCAAAACCCGGAUGAGAACUCGUCUCCUGUAGUGGCUACUUAUCAUAUGAAGUUUUCCUUUCAUGCUUGCCUCCUUGGUUCGUUUAAAUUAAGUGGGCUUGAUCAUGGCUUGGUGGGUCUUACAAGUACGUGGAUCGGAAAGGGAAGGGAGCCGCCUUUGGUGCCAAUGAUGUGUAACCCUAGCACAGGACAAUCAUUACUAUUACCUAGAGUGAAGACGAAGAGAGUUAAGGCAAUGAGUUUGUUUGGGUAUGAUCCUAUUGAUAAACAAGUCAAAGUAUUGUCCAUGCCAGUAAGUCAGGGAAGUGUCCUUCCUGUGGCGGAGGAGUAUCAAGUGGUGACAUUAGGAACGGGAAAACUGUCACAGAGAAUGAUCAACUGCGGCCGCGAACUCUGUUAUUAUCCACAUUUGCGAGGGAAGUGCAUUAAUGGUGUUUUGUACUAUCCAUCUAUUGAUAUGUCUACAGAGAGUCAUGUGUUAGUUUGCUUUGACGUUAGAUCUGAAAAGUUCAACUUUAUUAAAGUUGAUAAAUUCUUCACUGAGGGAACUAUGAUAAACUACAAUGGUAAAUUAGGUUUAGUUUGGUCUGAAGGAUGGCUUUCUAGAAAUAGCAGAAGUGUUAACCUGUGUGUGUUAGAAGAUAUUGAAAAGCAGGAGUGGUCUAAACAUGUGUAUGUAUUGCCCGCUUUGUGGGAGGAUAUUGUUGGGAGAGCCUUGUUAAGCUUUGUUGGAAUGACGCGGACAAAUGAGAUUGUGAUGAGGUCGCUGAGUCCUUUGUACCUAUUCUACUUCAAUACCGAGAAGAAUACUGUCGUUAGAGUUGAAAUCGAAGGGCUCGAUUUGUCUGAGUAUACUAGAGUUCACAUUUUUCUAGACCAUGUAGAGAAUGUGACACUUAUGUAAGUGUUUAAGUACUUAAUUCAUAACUUGAGACUUUGUUUGGCUUAUAUGUUUUAAGUUAAGUUUGUUGUUUUAUACUCUCCUCUCUUUAGAAGAAAAGACAUUUUGUAAAAUGGUGAGUUAUAUGCUACUUGGUUAUCAAAUCCCUUUGUGUAUUCUCUUAAUAAAGAACCUGG
Messenger RNA from Raphanus sativus (radish), 1608 nucleotides. Its product is annotated as F-box protein DOR. NCBI's taxonomy places the organism in Eukaryota, Viridiplantae, Streptophyta, Magnoliopsida, Brassicales, Brassicaceae. Bases 212 to 1435 code for a protein of 407 amino acids. The record is from RefSeq and is a predicted model, not a curated record. The transcript has a single exon. Gene Ontology annotation, molecular function: protein binding.